Molecule: messenger RNA, 4500 nt
Organism: Funneliformis geosporum
Lineage: Eukaryota; Fungi; Glomeromycota; Glomeromycetes; Glomerales; Glomeraceae
Source: the annotation of a GenBank genome assembly
CCAGUAGAUCCACACGAUGCGCCGUUGCGACAAUGCGAAACCUUAUACAAUUUGGCACUUCGGCGCGAUCAUACUGGUGCAAAGGAGUUAUAUGUGAAACUUCUAAAGCACGAUUUAAUGAAAAAUCAAACGUUUCAAGUUCCAAACAAUGGUAUACCGUUAUCACAACGUAUUACUCGAUUAAAAUAUUGUGUGUUAAAGAAUUAUGCAGAAUUAUUAGAACACGAGCAUCAAAUUCACAGGACUAAAAUAGAUGCACAAAAUGCAAUCGAAUAUUAUCAUAGGGCGUUAAGAAUUGAUCAAUCUGACCAUAGCAUCUGGUUAAAGAUUGGGAAACUUGCAAUGUCAGAAGAGAUCAAUGAUCCCCAAUAUGCUCGCUCAGCCUUAACAAAAGCAUUAGAAGACUUCAAUGUUGCACAAUCGUUUUCAAAUUUUGAUGAAGACAUUCACGUACCUCCCGUAUUCCUCUCGCCGAUUCACCAAGAAGCUUUAAGAGAAUUAUGUCGUCUUUUGUAUGACAUUGGUGAUUUUUAUGCUUGUCUGCGUGCAAUUGAUAAAGGCUUGAAAACAGACCCUUACAAUCAGACACUUAAUCAACUCAGAAUUCAACUAUUGGAGAAUACAUGGGUUAGAUCAUUAUUACCAAACGAUUAUUAUGAAAACUCUCCACCCAUAAUAAGGCCUUUAUAUUCGGAGGAUAUUCCAAGACGUUUGAAACCAUCCGGAGUGUUUAGUCCUAAUGCAAUGAAAUCAUUGCGAUUUAAUUUGCCAAAUUGUACAUGGAAUGGACUAGGUGAAUUUUUACUAAUUGUUUAUGACAAAAUCAUGUCAGGUAAGAUUGUCGAUGACGAUUCGCUCAUUCCAGUUAAAAGUCGACACAUCAUAAUAGACCUUCAAGGCAAUGUCGUUAAAACUCCGGAUAUGAAUGACGCUAGUGUAACUGCUCAAAGGCGAAAAAGGAAGGAGCCUCCAAAUGAUUACAGUAAUGAUAAAACAACGCAGACACGUUCGUCGCGUGUUACAUCUAAAAUUACAUCAAAAAUAGACUCGUUUAAUCAAAAACGGAAUGAUUCUUCAUUGGAAUUCCUUGAAAAAAUCGAAUCGAUCAUAGAAAAAGUAGAGCGCGAUUAUUUAAUAAACAUUAAGCAAGAGGAUGAUGCAGAAAGCGAUAAAUUUCUAUUAUAUUUUAGUAAAGUUUGGAAUCAACAUGUUCUAAGCGAGUAUCAUGGAUCAAAUGUCGAAGAGGCCAUAAAUAAUCCGAGAACAAACACUGCAUCUGAUCCUCGAUUCUAUAUGUUUACCCCUCAUACCGAUCCACCUCCAUCUAAUUCUUACUUUCAUGACAACUACCGAAUGCAAGAAUCAUUUGCAACGUUCGUCAAUGACAUGAAUAAUAAAAAUUCUGGAAUUACAGACUAUUUAUGCAUGUACAUUAUACAUUUGUUUGGAAAAUUGGUGGAAACUGAAGAUGGGAUUAAGCCGUUGUGGCUUUGUAGAUGGCCAGAUGGAUUAAAAGAAAUAGUUAGAGAGAUUCUACAAAGGGUAGACAAUCAAUUGUUGGCAAUGAUCGAAAAUACUUGCACUGAUUGGGACAGAUCAGUCAAUUGUGCCAAUGUGAUUAUGGAGGAAAGCUACGAUAACAUUUUUCAACAAAUGAAGCAAAAAUCCGAGGUUUUGAUGGGUAUAUGCGAAUUUCUAUUUGAUUCUCAAAUAUCAAGAAAUGGUAUUACAACUCCUGAAGAUGUUCAAGAUUCUCCAAGCUGUUGUCAAGAAAUGACUUCCAACUUGCAAACAACUUUAGACAUGUGUAAAUGGUUAAUAUAUCGUUCAUCAUGGAAUAUAAUGGAUUUUGUGUCGUAUGCUAAAUCUCAAGGACCACUAUAUGAAGAGGAUGUUAGGAAGUGGGAACACCAUCAUAAAAUGUGGAAAAUGUGGUCGAAUCAAUUGAACGCAAGAUAUUGGUGGUGUACUGCUCGUAAUGACUUUUGGCAAAGAGAUUUAGAUAAAGCAAGGACUUCUUUUGAUGAAUGCAAAAGGAUUCUUGAACUGGGUGAAUGCGUGGAUGUUACGAUAGCUAAUUGUGCAUUUGAUGCCCAUAUUAAUGUUGCAAUAAUAAAUAAUAAAAUCGUGUCAUUGGAGUCUCGUAAGGAAUUGCCCGAAGAUGAUUGGUCACGUGCAAUUACACAUUUUUCUGAUACGAUCAAAUUUUUGCUAAAUUGGGUUUCUGAUAACAUUGAUGAAGAUAGGGUGGUUCAAUUUUGGACCACGAUUCAUUCGAUAAAUGAAGCGAUAUCAAAAGUUGCUGAACUCAUGUCGGAAGGGCAUUCAGUUGCCAACCUUCCAGAAAAUGAAUAUAAGAAAUUCAAAAAAUAUUUCCGUAUAUUGUACAAAACGAGUUUUGAAAUACUAUUCCCAAAAACUGAAGAGAUUGUAAAUGCUGAAGCUGAAUCAAGCGAACAUCUUCAUAUCUUGUGUGCUCGUACAUGGAUUUUAUUUUAUCAUUUAUUAAAAGAAAAGUCUUCCGUUUCGAGUGAAGAAUUUGUUGAAUUUUUAGUGACCGUUCAUGAUCAACUAGGGGAGCGUUAUAUUUGCGGAACAGAUAAUGGUGCAUUUUUGAAAUUUUGCAUCAAAGCCUUUACCGAACUACAUCCAUCAGAAAACCGUAUACAUGAAUAUCAAUGCUGCCAUUGUUUAUAUCGAGUUGUUCUCAGUGUUGAUACUGAAGUUCCAUGGGAUCACAAAACCCAGCCUGUUGAACUCGAUAUCAAAACAGCAGAAUUGCUUUUCAAGAACAUUCGAAAUUAUAUUAACGAAAAACCAUUCCGGACUUGGCAGAUCAAGAAUGAUGUCAAGGACACUUUGGAUAAGAUAGCUAAUAUAGUCAUUCCUCCGCGAAGCGACCGGUUCAAUCAGUGUAGUUGGAGAACACAACAUUUCCUUGAUAGUGAAAUUAAUUUUUAUGAAGCUAUACAAUAUAAAGAACACGAUCAUUACGUUAGCGACCUUGGUGCGGUUUCCUAUAGAGAUGCUGGAGAGGCUAUCACAGAUCUUUAUUAUUUUCGUGGAAAAAUUCUACAAUAUCAAUUUAAGACCCGUACAAAGGGUAAUCAAACAAAGGCAAUUGAAACUUUGGAGAGGGCUAUAGAACAAUUCACUUAUGAUCUUUCCAAUAAUCCACUAAGAUUUGCUUCAUGGUACGCAUUGGGAUCUUGUUAUGCAAGUCUUGCUGAUGAAAAUUUAACAUGGAACGCCGAAGAAAUAAUAAAUAAUCGAGGAAGGAUUGCAAAAUAUCAGAAGAAAUCAUUUCUUUGUUAUGCGAGAGCUGCGAAGGUGAUUACCUGGUUUUCUGGACAGCAGUCGCUAGCAGUACCAAGUGAUGAAGUGAAUUUUUGGAGGGAUUUUGGUUAUCAGGUUUAUUCAAUGAUUACCGAACCAAUGUCAAUGGAAGCAUUUCAAUUAAAUCCCUAUCAUGCUGUGUUAUGGCGUAGACCAAGUGUCAAGGAUGCUUACGCAUUUUCUGCUUAUUGUUUUGGGAAAGCAAUGCAGAAUGAGAGAUAUUUAAUUGAGAACCAAAGUGAUAAUGGAAAUGGAACGCCAAUGAUUCAUGAUUGGAGAAUACCUUAUAUGCUUGGCAAAUGUUACCAAAAACUUCAAAAACCACCAGAGGUGGUUAUUCAACUAUAUAAAAUGGCUGUAGAUCGAACUCCUGAAAAAUCUGGUGUUUCCGGUCAAGAAAAAAUACUGGAUGCUGAAUAUAAAAUUACUUCGGCGUUAUCCAAAUAUUUAAUAAAGGGUCAAAUAAAGCCAUCCCUUAUUGAAAAAUAUCUUGAUAUCGAUAUUGAAGGUGAAGAUGUUGCUGCUGUUGCUCAUAAGGGAUCACAAGAGGAUCAUCUCGAAAGUUUUGACAUCAAUAUACCUGAAUACCGUCACGCGUAUGAUCUGAUCUGUUCUAAACUCGAAGAUAUACGCAAGGCUGAUAAAAAUAAAUGGCAUCAUCGGCCUAUAUUUAGACAUGCACGCUUGAUUUAUCAUGUGGAACAAAAGCCGGAAAUUGCCAAAUCAAUACUAUCACCUUUGUUUCAUUUAAAGUUGACAUCCAAAACGUUUAUGAAUGUUUGGAAACCUGAAUUCGAAAGAUCGGGCAGACACUUUGUUUACGUACACAAAUAUAUACUAUUCUAUAUGAAACUGGCCAAGGUGACAUUGGAUGUUGAUACGUUAAAUAAAAUUUCGGAAAAGCUUCGAAAAGCUUCUAAUAUAGUACUUAAGGACGAAAUAAUACAAACGAAAUUGGCGACCGCUUCUAAAUAUGUUGAAGAGAUGCAUAAGCAAACCGUUGAUCAAGAAGUGAACAUCCAAAUUAAUGAGGACAGGGAAAUGGAAUUCGAUGAAAGAGCCAAUGCUCAACAUGAACAGCAGCAGCAGCACAAAGAAACAUCAAAUAAUGUUAUGUCUGUGGCAUCCUUAAUAACACAGGAUAGUGAUUCUAUGUUCUUCUAA